AUGUUUUCCCCCAGAACUUCUAGAUUAAUCAAUGGGAACCUGGAGAAGGAGAAACAGUUUUUGGCUGAAGAGCAGAAGCUGUGCAGAGCGAGGGCGCGCAAGUUCUUCCUGGAAACCCAACGGCGCAGGAAGGCAUUGGAGGAGAGACGGAAACAAUGGGAUGUCCAUGAGCAGCGCAUAAGAGAAAAUGCACUACAGCAGCGAAGACAGAAAGUACAAGAGGCUACAGAGCGCUUUCAAAGAGCACAUCUACCUCUCUCUCAAAGGCGCAGACAAUCUACUAAAAAGAAUGUCCCAACUCUAGAAGAUGCACUUAACCACAUCCAAGGAAGCUUACAUUCUGAUAACCGUCAGUCCUCUUUUGCAUCCAUAAGCAGAAGUCACACUCCGUCUCCCAAAACAACCUCAAAAGGGAAAUCCUCCCCUCGGCAUGCCCUGUCUGCAAUGGAGGCCUACACCGAACUGUUUCAGGAAAAAAGUUUUGUUUCACUUAGAAACAAUCCAAACACACGUGAAAUCCAGGAGAAACCAAAUGACAGCAGUCCACGGUUCUGACAGCAUGCGUCGGCAUUAAGGUUCAUUUACAUGUAAAGACAUGUACAAGACUCCAGUCCGAAUAAAUGCUCGUUGAAACCAAAGAACGAUUUUGAG
This is a messenger RNA of Boleophthalmus pectinirostris (great blue-spotted mudskipper), 651 nucleotides long. RefSeq names its product centrosomal protein of 126 kDa-like. NCBI's taxonomy places the organism in Eukaryota, Metazoa, Chordata, Actinopteri, Gobiiformes, Gobiidae. Gene Ontology annotation, cellular component: ciliary base; midbody; centrosome. The record is from RefSeq and is a predicted model, not a curated record. The transcript has 5 exons. Bases 1 to 555 code for a protein of 184 amino acids. Gene Ontology annotation, biological process: cytoplasmic microtubule organization; mitotic spindle organization; non-motile cilium assembly.